This is a messenger RNA of Cuscuta campestris, 1073 nucleotides long. Lineage: Eukaryota; Viridiplantae; Streptophyta; Magnoliopsida; Solanales; Convolvulaceae. The record is from the annotation of a GenBank genome assembly.
CAAAAUAAUAAAAAUAAAAAGAUUAAAAUCGGAUGAAAGAGUAAAAAUUAUUGAGAGAUUAAAAUUAAAAAAUUCUAAGGAGAAAAUGAGAAAGAAAAAAAAAAGAAGUCCAAGAAUGUGCGGUUGAAGUCUGCACCUAGCCACAAACUGGAUAAACUGUGGUCGUCGCUCAUGAAACCUUCCUCAUGGCCGCCGCAUCCGCCGCCUUCCACCACCACUAUAGUCGCUGCUGCUUCCUCUCCGACGUAUCCAAAGUGGCACUGAUUACUAGGAAACACAGACCAUUUCUGUUUACUUUUACAGAAAGAUCACGCCUUUACCAGCUCUCUUGCUUUUCUUCUUCUUCUUCUUCUUCUUCCACUUCGCCGCCGCCGCCUCCGCGGUUGCCGGAAUUAAAUUCCACAGCUUCGACGGCCGAGUCUUGCGUCAAUCUGGGCCUUUCCCUCUUUUCCAAAGGACGGGUGAAAGAUGCUUUGGAGCAGUUUGAUUCAGCACUAACUUUAGAGCCUAAUCCAUUUGAAGCUCAAGCUGCACUUUAUAAUAAAGCUUGCUGUCAUGCAUACAGAGGGGAAGGUAAAAAGGCAGCUGAUUGUUUGCGCCUUGCUUUGAAACAAUAUAAUCUCAAGUUUGGCACAAUCCUAAAUGAUCCUGACUUGGCUUCUUUUAGAGCUUUACCUGAAUUUAAAGAAUUGCAAGAAGAGGCUAGGCUAGGUGGAGAGGAUAUUGGGUACAGUUUCAGAAGAGACCUCAAGCUCAUUAGUGAGGUCCAAGCUCCAUUUCGAGGGGUUAGAAAAUUCUUUUAUAUUGCAUUUACUGCUGCGGCCGGAAUAUCUUUGUUUUUCACUAUGCCAAUGCUAAUCCGUGCACUCCAAGGGGGAGAUGGUGCUCCCGAUGUUUGGGAGACCUUAGGAAAUGCUGCAAUCAAUAUUGGCGAAAUUAUGGAGCUAUGGAAGAACCAUAAAGCUUGUUUGGGAUAACUUAUGGUAUACAUGCUUUUAUCAUAAGUAAUCUCUCAGUUAAGCGCUUAGGAUGUGUCUGGUUGGAGGGGAGGGAAAGAAAAGGAAGGGAGAGGA